Messenger RNA from Daphnia pulex (common water flea), 2544 nucleotides. Its product is annotated as serine/threonine-protein kinase pelle-like. The record is from RefSeq and is a predicted model, not a curated record. Bases 38 to 2293 code for a protein of 751 amino acids. Gene Ontology annotation, molecular function: ATP binding; protein kinase activity; protein binding. NCBI's taxonomy places the organism in Eukaryota, Metazoa, Arthropoda, Branchiopoda, Diplostraca, Daphniidae. Gene Ontology annotation, biological process: signal transduction; protein phosphorylation. The transcript is spliced from 10 exons.
ACGUGCGCGUGUAAAUGCGCCGUGAAACUAAUGUUGAAUGGCAACUACAGGUGGCUCUCGUAUUGUUUUGGUGAGAAAUUUAUCGUUUCGUGCUGCUGCGUUUUCGUGUAAAGUGCUGAAAAUGGCCUCGGCCUCUCCAAAACCCAAAUAUAUUUACGAAUUGCCUUACAUACCCCAACGUGAUCUGGCUAACAUUCUGGAUGACAACAAUCAAUGGAAAGAACUUGGUGAUUUCAUGCAGUACAAUGUUACAAGAUUGAAUGAGUUUGGCAGAAAUACCCAAUCACCCACAAUGGCAAUGUUUUCAGACUGGGGUCAGAAAAAUCAUACCAUUGUCGAGCUUUUUGUCUUGCUCUCCAAAAUGCAGCACUACAGGGCUCUUGAAAUAUUGAUGCCAUAUGUCGAUGAAAGAUACCAUGUCCUAGUAAGAAAUGGAGAAUUGAAUCUGUCAAAAUUACUGAAAACAGAACUUGGUGCUGCGGCAACUCCUGGAAACUACAGUGAAUUGAGCACAGCCACACUAAGGAGUCCCAGUGGAGCAAAAGGAUCUGUUGAUUCAUGUAAUUUUAAUUCUCCACCUUGUGAAAGAGCUUUCCCUUCAAAGCUAGCACCAUUUGAAUUGGGUCAAAACAAUCCAAGUGUUAGUAAACCAAUAUCCAUCAAUCAAAGUGAUGUGACUAGAAGUGAAAACAUUCAAGCUUCGUGGAACACUCCUUCACCCGCACAACCCCCAAAUCCAUCACCCCAACACGGUCCUAUUAACGGAAUCCUUCCUAGAAGAGAUUCAGAAAGCUCGGCAUUUAGCGAAGCUUCAUCUGCAUCAGCCAUGUCAAACAUUCCGCCCAUCGACGAGCAAGAAUUGUCGAUUGCAACCAACAAUUGGAACACGGUUUCUAUUCUUGGAAAAGGGGGUUUCGGUACAGUGUACAAGGGAACGUGGAAAAACACUCAAGUGGCCAUCAAACGCAUGGAGAAUAAAGGCUUGGCCGGUGCCAACCUCAUACCUAUGCAGCAGUCGAUGGGAGAACUUCGUAUCUUGAAUGCCGUCCGACACGAUAACAUCUUACCUUUGUACGGCUAUUCACUGGGUGGCAAUUUUCCCUGUUUGGUUUAUCAAUUUAUGCCAAACGGAUCGCUGGAAGAUCGCCUUUUAUGUCGGCAAGGGACCUAUCCAUUGAAUUGGGAACAGCGCUUCAACAUUGCCCGGGGGACAGCUCGUGGGCUUCAGUUCCUUCACACCAUGGGAGACAAGCCAUUAAUUCAUGGCGAUAUAAAAAGUGCCAAUAUUCUGUUAGACAAGAAUUUCGAACCAAAGAUUGGUGAUUUCGGUUUAGCUAGGGAAGGCCCUCAAACUCAGUAUACACACAUUAAAGUCAGUCGUGUACUGGGAACGCGUCCCUAUUUACCCGAUGAAUAUUUGCGAGGCAAAAAGAUUUCGACAAAGGUUGACACUUACAGCUUUGGGAUAGUCUUGUUCGAGCUUGGCACUGGACUACGUGCGUACGACAGUCAUAGAGAGCACCCUUAUCUGCGAGACCAAAUAGAGAACAGCGGGCAAACAGAUUUGCGCGAUGUGAAAGCCGGUCAAGUUUGCGUUGCGCUAUACCAACCGCUCAUGCAUUUGGGUUGGUUGUGUGCUUCCACAAAAGCCAAAGACCGGCCUGAAAUGGUCAAGGUUCUUCAAGAUUUAGAUCAAUUGGCUUCUGGGAUGGAGUUUUACGCUGGACACAGCACCCCACGACCUCAACUACCUGUUCCGCCCCCCACUGUUAUGUCACCAAUGCGUGUGCCUAGUCCUAGAUUGCCAGCAAGAGAUAAAGUGGUAGAUGUCUUUACUCCAACCUCGAGAGAGAAAGAGAUACAGUUCUUUCCUCCGUCACCGAGAGAUAAAGUGGUCCCUGUUUUACUCCCAACUCCUGUAAGACAUGUGGAACCUUCAGUAGAAUAUUUUGCACCCACUCCAAUGAUUCCAGCGCCUCUAUUAGAAGUUCCUUCCGUCCUUCCAGCGCCUCUCUCAGUGAUGAACGAGCCUGAUAUCAUCCCAGCGUUUGAUCAACUGGCUGUAUCAACGGGGGUUUGCAGUAUCGCAUCAGGAGAAAUGCCCAACUUCAAUUCGUUACUGAACGUGGAAUCAACUUCUCAGACAGUGGACGAUCAUCAGAAUAAUAAUAGUAGUUCCGAUGAUAGCUCGGAGUCGAGCAGUUCUGAAACCAGUGGCGAGAUAGAGACCAAUGUUCGUCACAGUAGUAAUACGACUGCUCAAAAAAAGAUUUUCUUCUUUGGUCCUAAUUAAGUACCAAAUAAUAUUGUUUUCUAAUUAUUAUGUUACUGAUGAAAUACGUUCAUACUGGAAGGCAAUUGGGGGUUUAUCAUUAUAAUAUUAUUGAUUUGUUAUUUCCCCGGAAUCUCGGGGAAGUGUAAUUAUCAAAUGUGUGAAAAUGUAUCGCCUUGUUCACAGAUGGCGCGGCGUGCUGUUGUAAUUUUUUCAGUGAUGUCUGCUUCUGUUACAAAACUGAGAUGAGUUAUAAACUAUUCUUAGGAUUC